Colletotrichum orchidophilum is the source of this 744-nucleotide messenger RNA. RefSeq lists its product as uncharacterized. The coding region runs from base 1 to 744 and encodes 247 amino acids. NCBI's taxonomy places the organism in Eukaryota, Fungi, Ascomycota, Sordariomycetes, Glomerellales, Glomerellaceae. The record is from RefSeq and is a predicted model, not a curated record. The transcript has a single exon.
AUGACAUUGCCCCAUCCCCCACCCCCGCAAAGCUGUCAUCCGUUCUUGGCCCUCCCCCUCGAACUCCGCCUCCUCAUCUGGGAAACCUUUGGCUCGCAACCCCGCGUCUUCGAAUACCGAGAAGACACCCACCUCAUCAAACCGCCCCGCGAGUAUCGGCACCCGCGCGCCGCCGGUCUCCUCACAAACGCCGAAUCGCGAAAGGCGACCCGCGCCCUCCUCCGUCCCUUCCCGUACCCCUACGACGUCCAAAAGGAUUCCCGCCCGUCGCCGCCGCCGCCUCUGGAAUUCGUACCAUUCUCGGACAUUGUCUACCUUCCGCCGCUCGUCUACCGCACGCGUCUCGGAGCGUGGGACUCGCUCUGGACCACCAAGCCGGGCAUCGAAAACGUCGGGAUCCACUGGUCCGUUCUCCUCGAUGAGCGGCGCAUCGCCGAAGCGCUACGGGCUUGCUCGCGCUGCUUCACCGAUAUGAGGAGGCUAGCUGUUUUGAUCGAGUUUACGCCGCUCCCGCAGCCCGAGGAGGAGGUCGGUAACGGUGGGAUCGUCAGAUUGUUGGGCCCUGCGGAGGAUGACUUUCGGCUGCCGAGUUUGUUUGCCGGGGCGCAUGGGUUGAUGGAUGAGUUCUGGACUUGGGGGGAGCUGAGAACGGCUCUUGAAAAGGUCAGGAGAGUGAUGAAGUGGGAGAAGGAGGUCGAGGGGAUGCUGUACACCAGGGAGGUGGAGGAGAAAUUGGCUUGCUGA